Messenger RNA from Thecamonas trahens ATCC 50062, 1356 nucleotides. RefSeq lists its product as uncharacterized. The record is from RefSeq and is a predicted model, not a curated record. The transcript has 3 exons. Lineage: Eukaryota; Apusomonadida; Apusomonadidae. The annotation marks the transcript as partial.
AUGGCUGCCACUACCUCCGCGUCCCCCUCCACUUCCCCCAGUGCCCUACAGAGCACCAACCAGCCCUCUACAUCGUCUGUGCACAGGGACGAGCUUGACGGGCUUGACUUUGAUGUCUUCGCUCCACCCGCUGCUGCCGCGGCCGCCAACGAGCUCACCCACCGGCCGACCGUUGGUCAGACUCGCCGGGCGUCAUCGCCCGUUGUCUGCGACCGACCUACCUCGGUCCAACGGACGUUGUUUCAUUCUGUCACCGUGGCAGCUCGUGACUCACGGUCAAUCGUCCCUUCCGGGCUGAACGACUUUCGUCCGCGCAUCCCGCUCACCGAGCUCGCCAUCGUUCGUCCGGAUCCGUUUGAACAUGUCGACAUUCCGCUGGGACUGCCCGUCGUUCCGCUCUACGAGGACGACUUUGUUGAUGCACUUCGCGCCUCGGUUGCUGUUCCUGCUGGCACCCAGUGGUCGUACCCUGCUCGACUCACGCUGUCCAAUCCGCAGUACAAGGUCUACAGCGUUGCUGUCAUUGACUCGUGGAACGAGGUCAUCGCCCUCACCGCCCCUAACCAUGGCGUCUCCACUCGCCUCAACUGGAUCCCGCGGCUGGUCGUUGGGUUCUAUCCGCACCAGCCUGUCAAGCCACUCUCGGGCGACGAGCUUGCCCGGAGUGUCUCGUCGUGGGCGUUGAACAACUCCGGCCGCUUCCAUCUGUUCUUCAACUACCUGCUCAUGGCCGACAAAGACUCGUUGCCUUCUGCCUCGACCAUGUACGAUGCUGCCAUUGCGCUCCGUGAUCUCAUCGACACCUCGCUUGGCUACGUGGCGAACUCGCGUGUCACUAUGGUUGUGGCGACCCGGAGGUCAAUCUGGGACGCCCUCUCGGCGCUCAUGGGCACCUUCCAGAAGUUCAAGGCCCUCCGCGCCGAGUCGUACCUCAUUGACCACGCCCGCCGUAACAAGCGGAACGAGAACAUCGUCACCGAGCCGCUGCCGCUGUCGCGUCUCGUGGUCGAGAUGCUUCUUCGCAUGAACGCCCGAGUCCGCCAGCUCAAUAUUGAUGGCAUUCUCGACUCACCGCUGGCACUGCCGCACUGGCGCAACCCCUCGCAGCGCCUCUCGGGCGACAUUGACCGCGCUGCCCGAGCUGCUGGACUUGUCCGCAACGCGCUGGAGGCCGCUGUCAUCGCCUACGAUGGCUCUCUCGAUGCUUACCCUGAUGUCGUUGAGGACUUUGCAGCGCUUGCCACCUCUCGUUUCAUCCGCAAGCACAUUGAUCAAGUUCUUGUCGACUCGCCGCGCGACACUGCCCUUGAUGCCAUCCUCAACCUUGGCAUGGGUCAUUCCCGCGAGACCUCGGAG